Nematolebias whitei (Rio pearlfish) is the source of this 3043-nucleotide messenger RNA. It is a transcript of the gene cab39, whose product is annotated as calcium binding protein 39. Gene Ontology annotation, molecular function: protein serine/threonine kinase activator activity. Gene Ontology annotation, biological process: intracellular signal transduction. The record is from RefSeq and is a predicted model, not a curated record. The transcript has 9 exons. NCBI's taxonomy places the organism in Eukaryota, Metazoa, Chordata, Actinopteri, Cyprinodontiformes, Rivulidae. The coding region runs from base 189 to 1214 and encodes 341 amino acids.
AGAACGAACUAGCAGGGAGCGCACAUUUAUCAACAGUAGAAACAAGGGGAGGUGACCAGCUAGUAAAACAAAGCAGCGCUUGUUCCAAGGAACAUCUGAGCUGCCUCGAUAAUUCGGGGGAAAUCAAUAGAAACGCAAAUCACAAGGUGGACAGUCCGCUGCCUGGUCACUCGUGGUAACGCCCCGCUAUGCCUUUCCCCUUUGGCAAAUCCCACAAGUCACCGGCGGACAUCGUCAAGCACCUUAAGGACAGCAUGACUGUGCUAGAGAAGCACGACAUCUCAGAUAAAAAGGCAGAAAAGGCUGCGGAGGAGGUGUCAAAAAGCCUGGUGGCCAUGAAGGAGAUCCUGUAUGGGACUAAUGAAAAAGAGCCACAGACGGAGGCAGUAGCUCAGCUAGCUCAGGAGCUCUACAACAGUGGCUUACUCAGCACCCUGGUAGCAGACCUGCAGCUCAUUGACUUUGAGGGUAAAAAAGAUGUAGCACAGAUCUUCAACAACAUCCUGAGGCGCCAAAUUGGCACUCGGACACCAACUGUAGAGUAUCUUUGUACACAGCAGAAUAUCCUCUUCAUGUUGCUUAAAGGGUACGAGUCUCCAGAUAUUGCCCUAAACUGUGGCAUCAUGCUGAGGGAGUGCAUCAGACACGAACCACUGGCUAAAAUCACGCUUUGGUCGGAGCAGUUCUACGACUUCUUCAGAUAUGUAGAGAUGUCCACGUUCGACAUCGCCUCAGAUGCGUUUUCCACUUUUAAAGAUCUCCUCACAAGACACAAGAUUCUGAGUGCAGAGUUUCUGGAGCAACAUUAUGACAGAUUCUUUAGUGAAUAUGAGAAGUUACUCCACUCAGAAAACUACGUCACUAAACGGCAGUCGCUCAAGCUACUGGGAGAGUUGCUUCUUGAUCGGCACAAUUUCACCAUAAUGACGAAGUACAUCAGCAAGCCAGACAAUCUCAAACUGAUGAUGAAUUUGCUAAGAGACAAGAGCCGCAACAUCCAGUUUGAGGCGUUCCAUGUUUUUAAGGUGUUUGUGGCCAACCCCAACAAGACGCAGCCUAUCCUGGACAUCCUGCUGAAGAACCAGACCAAACUCAUCGAGUUUCUCAGCAAGUUCCAGAACGACAGGACAGAGGACGAGCAGUUCAACGACGAGAAGACGUACCUAAUCAAACAGAUCAGGGACCUGAAGAGGCCUGCACCCCAGGAGGCCUGAGAGCGUGUACAUGUGCAGGACUGAGCCAUCAGUACCAGGUCUGGACCACAUCCAGACCAUGUGUACUUAACGGACCCAUCAGCAGCAGCAUUUCUGCUUUUUCGAACAAAAACUGAGGAACAAAGAAAAACAAGAAAACUCAUCAACUUGCCAGGAUGUUUCAAGCCCAUCUGCUCCUCGAGAUUAGUUUUUUUUUCCUUUGUUUUUACUUAAAAAGAAAUAAAUAAAAAAAAUAGUAGUUGCUGCUGCUUUCUUGCACAUGAAGACAUUAAAGGUAUAUUAUUUUAACCCAACAGUCCAUGAAACAAUGUGAAAUAAAAUGCCCAUGCAUUGAAUUAAGGCAGGCUCGGAUGCAAUAAGCAUCACCCGAGGUCUCCGUAAGGCGUGAAUUCACGCGCACGCUGCAGGAAUGUCGCUUAGGACGUUGUGUGGAAGUGGUACGAGCACGACGAACUGAUUGUUGCAUGCUGUGAAACGUGACGGAUCCACGGCUGUACUCGGUGUGGGCGCUCUCACGGAGAGUCUGGCUCUCACCUUUUAAUGUCACAGACUCGGACGUCUGCGCAUCACAGCAACCGCCACAGUUUCCAGUAAUUAAUUUUACAGCGAAAAGCUGUGAUGCCACCACGCAGAAGCAUGUACCUCCUCCGUGCUUUGUUGAGAGGCAGCACUUAAAGCACAUACGAAAGUGGGGGAGGGGUGUACGGUAUCAGUUAAUUAAAACCCAGGGUUUGGGUCUUUUUUUUUUUUUUUUUUUUCUGGGACAGGGUGAACAUGUACAUAUGCCUUUUUUUUCCUUUUUGCUCUAUAGAUUUUUGUUUAACUUUGGCUAAUGAACAUAUUAUAUAUAUUACCUUAAACAAAAUGUUUUUGGUUAUUUGUUAUCAAGUUACUUUCUAAACCAUAAGAGAAGUGACAUUGUGCAUUUCAUUUAGUGCUGAAGUGAUUGCUGGUGGGUUUGUUUGUACAUAAAGCGCCGGCUCACGUUUAGCUUAACCUAUAGGAAUAUUAACAAUUUGUACAGCAGAAGAAUGUCAUGGUAAUAAUAGCUCUGGGUCUGUUCAUCUUAACACAUCGUACAUUUUGAGUAACUGCUGAAAAUGUGCAGGAGAGCAGCGCCUUCAACUCAAACGUUGACGCCUGUGUGGUUGCACUUUGUGACAUGCUGGGUGAUUGAUUUCAACUGACUUGUGGUCGGCGUGGUGAGAAGUUUACCCCCAGUUUUCAGUUGUUUACCCCCUCCCGCCUCAUUUUCACCACCCUGGUUAGGGACUUCAGAGUGCCAUGUUGCCCCACAGUUUGUGUGCUUUAGGUGGGACCUGAUUAUGAUUUCGAGAAAUUGGUAAUUCUAUCUUUACCGUGAACAUUUUGUUGCAUUUGAGUCUUCUGCAGAGGGUUGUAAUUCCAGUACAAUGGUGAGUGUAAAGCAUUGUGGGUAGCAGAGUGUUUUGGGUGUGUUAGAUCUUCUCCAUAAAGCAGACAAAAGCUGACGGAAGAGAUUUUCUUCAUUCUCAGCGCAGAGCGACACAUUUUAAUCAAACUUAAAACAGUCUGAGGGUAGAUGACACUAAGAGCCCGGUGUUCCUCCAUCCACAUUCAUCAGGCAUGUUCCUCCACUGACUGCAUGAUGCUAUACUAAAAAUAUUGUACUGGAAUUGUUUCCGUUUACCCUCCAAGCAUUAAAAAAACCAUUGAACUAGCAUAUAGACGUCUUGGCUGUGGCUGUAUGCUGAUGUUUAACUCCAGUUUCAGCAAAGAGUGUGUGGGUGCUUUCAGAUGUGUCAAAGGCCUGGGCCCAACUAUUAAAAUAAAAACAUUUGGGACUAAAA